AUGUCUGAACCUACAGACUCAUCUGAUCCCGUGAAAACGUCCCGACUCACCUAUCGACAAUUACAAGGGCUGCGACACGGAUCUACGGCGACGCCUCUGCGCGUCGUUGCGCACAUCGACCUCGAUGCCUUCUAUGCACAAUGUGAAAUGGUCCGCCUGGGCACCUCGCGAGAAACCCCUCUAGCUGUGCGCCAAUGGGACUCACUGAUUGCCAUCAACUACGCUGCGCGCCCUUUCGGAAUCACUCGAUUGAUCAGUGUGGCCGAGGCCAGGAAGCUGUGCCCGGGCUUGGUUCUACAACAUGUCGCCACGUUUCGGGAAGGUGAAGGCGGGAGAUGGGCAUACAGAGAUGAUUCUUUCCGGAACAUCAGUACGGAGAAAGUGUCGCUGGACCCGUACCGAGCGCAGUCGCGAAAGAUCCUCCAGACGAUGAAAGAGGCUUUGGCUACGUGGGGUGUGGACAAUACGGGAGAUGAGACUCAACGCCCGAAGCAGGAAGCUGCGGCCGGGCUGGAAAAAGCAAGUAUUGACGAGGUCUUCAUUGAUUUGUCGCCCUUGGUAUACAAGACCCUUCUUCAAAGGUACCCAGAGCUCCAGUCGGGCACCCAAGACGAGAAUCGCGAUGCCGACCUGCCUAUUCCCCCAACCACGGCGCUGCAAUGGGAUACCGACUGCUUGGUAGAUCUUGAUAAGCAUGAAGCCGAGGAGGAUGAUCCGGAUUGGGACGACGUUGCGAUGUUGAUCGGAUCUGAGAUUGUGCGCUCGGUUCGAAAUGCCGUUUGGGACAAGCUCAGUUACACCUGUUCCGCCGGACUGGGCCGCAACAAAAUGAUCGCCAAGCUAGGCAGCGCCUGCAACAAGCCCAAUCUGCAAACCGUGGUGCGGAAUCGGGCGGUGCAGAACUUCCUGGGUGGAUACAAAUUCACGCAGAUUCGAAUGCUCGGUGGCAAACUGGGCGACCAGAUCACAAGCUCCUUUGGGACUGAAAAGGUCAGCGAGCUUCUCAACGUGCCACUUGAGCAACUGCGAACAAAGUUAGAUGAUCAUACGGCAUCGUGGCUUUAUGGGAUCAUACGGGGAGAUGACCGCAGCGAGGUCAACCCUCGGACCCAGAUCAAGUCCAUGUUGUCUGCCAAAUCGUUCAGGCCAAGUAUCAAUUCGCUAGAUCAAGCGGACAAAUGGCUUCACAUUUUCGCCGCUGAUAUCUAUGGUCGGCUUGUGGAGGACGGCGUGCUUGAGAAUAGACGUCGUCCCAGAGUGAUCACGCUGCACCAUCGAACUACACAGUUCCGCUCUCGGCAAAUCCCGAUUCCGAAGUCCACUACGAUUGACGAAGCAAUGCUUUACGAUCUGGCUAAAACCCUGCUUCGUCAGAUAGUGGCCGAUGGCCAAGCAUGGCCCUGCUCUAAUCUAUCGCUGAGCGUUUCGAGCUUCGAAGAGGGCGUGAGCAACAACAGAGCCAUCGAGGGAUUUCUUGUUCGAGGUGAUCAAGCAAAGGCUCUCAGUCAUGUUGCCAGACCUCGCGCGACUGACAACAUCACAAACGAACAGCCUCCAGCCGAAAAGAAAAGGAGGCUGGAUGGAAACAAAAUCAGGCAGUUCUUUGGAAAUCCUUCCGACGAUGCUGUUGGGGAAGCACAAGGGACUCCCCAGUCUCACAUCGGCACCAUCUCAGAAGAAGUUGAUAUCCCACAGUACACAUGUCCGCGAUGUUCGACGUCGGUGUCCGAGUAUGAAAAAGAGGAACACGACGAUUGGCACUUUGCAAAAGAUCUUGCACAGCAAGAUCGCGAACAGUCGAGAUCUUCUCAGCCAGUACCACCACCGAAGACCAACCCUCGAGGCGCAACGCCGCGAGGAAGAGGCGGCCGAGGUGGUGGUAGUCGCGGCAAACCUGAAAAAGGACAAAUGCGGCUCGCUUUCCAAUGA
This is a messenger RNA of Penicillium olsonii, 1929 nucleotides long. The record is from the annotation of a GenBank genome assembly. NCBI's taxonomy places the organism in Eukaryota, Fungi, Ascomycota, Eurotiomycetes, Eurotiales, Aspergillaceae.